Messenger RNA from Sinocyclocheilus anshuiensis, 21883 nucleotides. RefSeq names its product obscurin, cytoskeletal calmodulin and titin-interacting RhoGEF a (gene obscna). The record is from RefSeq and is a predicted model, not a curated record. Gene Ontology annotation, biological process: protein phosphorylation. NCBI's taxonomy places the organism in Eukaryota, Metazoa, Chordata, Actinopteri, Cypriniformes, Cyprinidae. The transcript has 91 exons. Gene Ontology annotation, molecular function: ATP binding; protein kinase activity; protein binding. The coding region runs from base 135 to 21338 and encodes 7067 amino acids.
UAAGAAGUGUCUCUUUUGGACUUUUAUGUGAGGAAAAUGUCAGAUUUGGCUAAUGAAUUCAACUUGGAGCAGUAGGCCUAAUGUUGAAGUUGCUGGCCGUUCCUAAAGGCUUGUGAGAAGACAAGUUCCUAAACAUGGCAUUGAAUAGAAUUCAAUUGGUAAAAGGGCUAGAAGAUGUGACGCUGUGUGAGAAAGAAGCCUGUACAUUUGAUGUGGUCCUCAGUCAUGCGUACGUCCAGGGUCAAUGGAGCAGGGAUGGAGUCCCACUUAAAUCCAGGCCUGUGUGUCGAAUUGCCACGCAGGGCAAAAAACACACACUCACACUCACGCGCGUCACGGUUGCUGACAUGGGUGUCAUCAGUUUCAAGGCUGAAGGGAUUGAAAGCUCUGCUAUGCUGACAGUCACAGCCAGGAAUAUAAAGAUUGUGAAGACUCUUCAGAAUGUCAGUGUGACCGAGAGGGAGAGUGUGACAUUUAUCUGUGAGGUCAACUGGGAAGAUGUGGAUGGGAAGUGGUACAAGGAUGACAGCCGGUUGAGAGCUGGGGACAAUGUUAAAAUAAGAUGUGAGGGUAAAAUACACUCCCUAACCUACAAAUCAGUCAAACCAGAAGAUGCUGGUGAGAUCAGAUUCACUGCUGAGAGGGUCUCUUCAACAGCAACACUAGGAGUCAAAGAGCUUCCAGUUCAUAUUGUGAAGCCCCUGAGAGUGAAGAUUGCCAUGUACAAACAUCGUGCCUUGCUGGAGUGCCAGGUCUCUCGUGCCAAUGCUGCAGUUAAAUGGUACAGAAGAAAUCAUGAAAUUGUGCCAAAUAGGAAGUACCAAACUAUCAGUGAAGGCGUGUACCGACAACUUAUCAUAGAUGAUGUGGGAUCCUCAGAUGAAGACACCUUUAUCUGUGAUGCUGUCGAUGACAGGACUUCCUGCCAACUGUUUGUAGAGGAGCAGGCCAUCAGCAUUUUGAAAGGACUCAGUUCUGUGGAGGUCAUGGAGCCUAAAGAGGCUCGUUUUAAAGUGGAAACAAGUAUUAAGUUAGAGAGGGCACCGAAAUGGACCCUGAAUGGGCAGAUACUAUGUCCCUGUCCAGAAAUCAGGAUUGAGAGGCAAGGAACCUCGAACAGACUCAUAUUGACUCAAACCGACAGUAGUAUGUGUGGCACUGUGCAGUUCACCUCGGGGAAGAGCAAGUCAGAAGCUCAACUCACAGUUACAGUGAAUAGAAUUCAAUUGGUAAAAGGGCUAGAAGAUGUGACGCUGUGUGAGAAAGAAGCCUGUACAUUUGAUGUGGUCCUCAGUCAUGCGUACGUCCAGGGUCAAUGGAGCAGGGAUGGAGUCCCACUUAAAUCCAGGCCUGUGUGUCGAAUUGCCACGCAGGGCAAAAAACACACACUCACACUCACGCGCGUCACGGUUGCUGACAUGGGUGUCAUCAGUUUCAAGGCUGAAGGGAUUGAAAGCUCUGCUAUGCUGACAGUCACAGCCAGGAAUAUAAAGAUUGUGAAGACUCUUCAGAAUGUCAGUGUGACCGAGAGGGAGAGUGUGACAUUUAUCUGUGAGGUCAACUGGGAAGAUGUGGAUGGGAAGUGGUACAAGGAUGACAGCCGGUUGAGAGCUGGGGACAAUGUUAAAAUAAGAUGUGAGGGUAAAAUACACUCCCUAACCUACAAAUCAGUCAAACCAGAAGAUGCUGGUGAGAUCAGAUUCACUGCUGAGAGGGUCUCUUCAACAGCAACACUAGGAGUCAAAGAGCUUCCAGUUCAUAUUGUGAAGCCCCUGAGAGUGAAGAUUGCCAUGUACAAACAUCGUGCCUUGCUGGAGUGCCAGGUCUCUCGUGCCAAUGCUGCAGUUAAAUGGUACAGAAGAAAUCAUGAAAUUGUGCCAAAUAGGAAGUACCAAACUAUCAGUGAAGGCGUGUACCGACAACUUAUCAUAGAUGAUGUGGGAUCCUCAGAUGAAGACACCUUUAUCUGUGAUGCUGUCGAUGACAGGACUUCCUGCCAACUGUUUGUAGAGGAGCAGGCCAUCAGCAUUUUGAAAGGACUCAGUUCUGUGGAGGUCAUGGAGCCUAAAGAGGCUCGUUUUAAAGUGGAAACAAGUAUUAAGUUAGAGAGGGCACCGAAAUGGACCCUGAAUGGGCAGAUACUAUGUCCCUGUCCAGAAAUCAGGAUUGAGAGGCAAGGAACCUCGAACAGACUCAUAUUGACUCAAACCGACAGUAGUAUGUGUGGCACUGUGCAGUUCACCUCGGGGAAGAGCAAGUCAGAAGCUCAACUCACAGUUACAGAGCGCCCUUUGAUUGUCAAACAACCCAUUUCUGAUGUGGAGGUGAAGGAGAACGGGUCAGUUGCUCUCAGCUGUGAGUUCUGUCCAUCCCCCAGAAUGGUGCGCUGGUUCAAGGGUAGAACCUCCCUGUUUGCUUCCAAUAAGUACACAAUGAAGUGGGAAAAGAACCGGGUUGAGAUGACCAUCAUGGGUGUGAAAGCAGCAGAUUCAGGAGAGUAUCGCUGUCUGGCUGGUGGCUCAGAGACAAGAGGAAGAGUCAGUGUGGAAGUGAAAAGGUUGAAGAUCAUAAGACACUUAGAGCAAGUAGAGGUCGAGGAGGAUGGAACUGCAGUGUUCAGCUGUGAACUGAAUCACGAGUCACCCAGUGUCCAGUGGCUGCUCAAUGACCGAGUCCUAUACACCAACCACAUCAACAAAAUCCAGAAUUCUGGAAAAGUGUACAGUCUGAUUUUAAAACGACUAGCUCCUCAAGAGAGCCGUGUAACAUUCAAAACUUUUGAUAUCAGCGAGUCUGCGUUUCUCAGGGUCAGAGAGAAGCCAGCAGUGUUUCUCAGGUCACUGGAGGACGUAGCAGGUGAGGAACGUGGUGAAAUCCUUUUGCAGUGUGACGUUUCCAAGCCAUCAGUGAAACCUGUCUGGAGGAAAGAUGGUGAAAUUCUGACCGCCAAUGAGAAGUAUGAGAUUCUCCAUGUGGGAAAGUCAUUGACUCUUAUAAUUCGCAAGUUGAGAAAGGACGACAGAGGAGAGUACAGUUGUGAUAUUGGCUGCAGCCAAACUAAAGCGAAAGUCAUAGUUCGUGACCUGCACAUUACCAUUGUCAAACGCAUACGGACAACAACUGUGCUGGAAGGGGAAAGCUGCAGCUUUCAGUGUGUCCUGUCCCAUGAUAUCAUUGAUGAAGCAUCGUGGAUUUUGAAUGGCCAACUGAUUGUAAGCAAUGGACAGAUCAUAGUCGCUAACAAAGGGUGCAAAUACACAAUGAGCAUUCAGGAAGUUACAAUAUCUGAUGCCGGCGAAGUGGUCUUUACCAUUAAAGAGCUCAGCUGCAGGACUAUGCUGUUUGUGAAAGAGAAACCUGUGAGAGUUUUUAGGGAUAUGCUAAAUGUUAAAGCAACACCUGGUGAAGAUCCACAGCUCAGCUGUGAGAUCACGAAACCCGAUGCAACAGUUAAAUGGCUGAAAAAUGGGCGGCUAAUUAGAGUCAGCCCAAAAUAUGAAAUUACCCAAAAUAAUUAUCUGGUGAAGCUCAUCAUCCAUAAUGCAGCUAUAAUGGACUCAGGAGAGUACUGCUGUGAGGCUGAUGGGAUUGCUACAAGGGCGAGAUUAGAUGUCAGAGACUUGCAACAUACAUUUGCAAAGGAACUGAAGGAUAUGCGUGCAGAGGAAAAGGGUAUGGUGACCAUGGAGUGUGAAACCAGGAGGCCUGCCGCUAUUGUGACCUGGUUAAAAGGCCUAAUGGUGCUCAGCUCGGGACAGAAGUACAUGAUGAAGAAGAAAGAUGUUGUCCUCACUCUGACCAUCUUCAAUCUGGAGAAAAGUGACUGUGCUGUCUACACCUGUGAUGUUGGGACAAUGCAGAGCAGGGCUUUACUUACAAUUCAAGGUCAAAAAGUGGUCAUUGUGGAUGAACUAGAAGAUAAAGAGUGUCUAGAAGGAGAUACCAUCACCUUUAAGUGUCGGAUCUGCCCAAGUGACUACACUGAUGUCAAAUGGUACCUGGAUGAGACCUUGCUCUACACUAAUGAUCUUAAUGAGAUCAAGAUGAUACCUGGUGGAUACCACACUCUUACCUUCAAACAGCUUGCACGUAAAGACACCGGCACCAUCUCCUUCGAGGCUGGGGACAAAAGAUCAUACGCAUCACUAUUAGUUAGAGAGAGACGCCCCACGAUAACUAAAGCAUUGGAAGACACAGAAGCAAUCGAAGGAGGAAGUUUGGUGCUGUUAUGCAAGACCUCAAAGCCAUGUCAUAUUGUUUGGUACAAAGAUGGCUGUUUAAUCUGGAAUUCCUCAAAGUACUUAGUGAGUCGAUCGGGAAAUGAGGCCAGGCUGGCCAUCCGUGAUGUGAAAGACAGUGACGCAGGGGUGUAUGAGUGCGAUGCAGGAUCUGUCAGCACUAAAGCCACCGUGACUGUUAAAGUUAUUCCUGCUGAGUUUACAAAAGCGCUUCAGAACCAAGAGGUCAAAGAGGGAGAGAGUGUAACGCUGAUGUGCGAAUACUCUAUACCCGGGGUCCAGUUUGUGUGGCGCAAAGGACCCGAGACGCUAAAAUCUAGUGAGAAGUACCACAUGAGGCAGAGGAAAUCUUGCAUUUCUCUUAUAAUACACAAUCUGAAGCCAGAAGAUUCAGGGAAUUACACAUGCAUUUGCAGAGACCAAAGAACUAUGGCUACUCUUACAGUCAAUGCGGUUCCUAUAUCAUUUAUUAAAGAGCUCAAGAACCAAGAGACAGAUGAAGGUAAAAAUGUGAUAUUACGCUGUGAGCUUUCUAAAGCUGGAAUCCCAGUGGAAUGGUUGAAAGGUGAACAAACUCUCUUGCCUGGGGAGAAGUAUCAGAUGAGGCACAUAGUCACCAUACUAGAGCUGGUAAUCAGAAGUCCAGUUCCUGAGGACAGUGGAACAUACAUCUGUGUGUGUGAGGAUCAAAGGACCAAAGCCAUUGUCAAAAUACGAACUCAACCUAUCACGUUCAAACAGAAGUUAAGAAAUCAAAUGGCUGAAGAGGGAAACAGUAUAAUCUUACACUGCGAGAUAUCCAAACCAGACACCCCUGUCCAGUGGAGAAAAGGAAGCAACCUUCUCAGGUCUGGGGAGAAGUACAAAAUCAGGCAGAGAGGCUGCAUGCUAGAGCUGAAGAUUUUUAAUUUGACGCAAGAUGAUAGCGGAGUCUAUAGCUGUACGAGCGAAACUGCUGAGACAUCAGCCAACAUCACGGUUAGCGCUCAACCUGUUACUUUUAAAGAGAAGCUGAAAAACCUGGUAGCCGAGGAAGGGAAGAUGAUAACAUUGCACUGUGAGCUUUCUAAAACCGGUGUCCCAGUAGAAUGGUGGAAUGGAGAGGAACUGCUCCAGCCUGGAGAGAAGUAUAAGAUGAGAGAACGAGACACAUCAGUUGAGCUGAUCAUCUGUGAGGCCAUGCCUGAAGACAGUGGAGUCUACAGAUGUGUCUGUGGAGACCAAAAGACCAAAGCUACAGUCAAAAUUGUUGGUGCUCCUGCUAGUUUUAAGCAAAACCUUAAGAACCAAGAAGCUCUGGAAGGCAAAUCUAUAACCCUUCACUGUGAGCUUUCCAAAACUGGAGUACCUGUGGAAUGGUGGAGAGGAGAUAAACCGCUCCUUCCAGGGCCACAGUACCAGAUGAGGCUGGAUGGAAAGACUGCAGAGUUGGAAAUAACUAAUGUUUUCCCUGAUGAUGCUGGGAUAUACAGCUGUGUGACUGGAAGCCAAAAGACCACAGCUGAAGUGAAAGUCAAACCCCUUCCAAUUACUUUCAAACGAGAGCUUCAGAAUCAGAUAUCUACGGAGGGUGAGAGUGCAGUAUUUACCUGUGAACUUUCAAAGCCUGGUGCUCCAGUUGAGUGGAGGAAAGGUAGAGUGAUGCUGAAAAGCGGAGCCAAAUAUCAUAUGACGCUUGAGGGGCGAUUAACCAAACUGCUGAUAAAUAAUCUUGUUGAGGGUGAUGCGGGAAAUUACACCUGCAAAGCCAAAGAUUCACAAUCGACAGCCGAAUUGACAGUUCAAGGACUCCCUGCUAACUUUAAAACAAAUUUGAAGAACCAAGAAACUCAGGAGGGGAACAGUGUCAAUCUGCACUGUGAACUUUCUAAGGCUGGAGUUCGAGUAGAGUGGUGGAAAGGAGAAGAACUGCUCAAGACUGGAGAAAAAUAUCAGUUGAGACAGAAAGAAGCAACAGUAGAGUUGUUAAUAAGGAAGGCACAACCAGAAGACAGUGGAGUGUAUCGCUGCAUAUGUGGAGAUCAAAAGACUGAAGCUACCAUCAAAGUUAAUGCUCUCCCCAUCACUUUCAAACAAGAACUUAAGAAUCAAGAGGGUGAAGAAGGGAACAACAUCACAUUGCGCUGUGAACUCUCUAAGGCCAGUGCUGAUGUGAAGUGGUUGAAGGAAGAGGAAGUCCUAAAGCAUGGAGAAAAGUUUCAGUUGAGACAGAUAGCAACUAAAAUGGAGCUCGUUAUCAGAAAAGCCAUACCUGAAGACAGUGGAGUCUACUUUUGUGUAUGCCCUGAUCAGACAUCCAUAGCUACAGUUAAAAUCAAUGCUCUCCCGAUCACUUUCAAACAAAACUUGAGAAAUCAAGAAGCGGUGGAAGGCAACACAGUUGCUUUCCAUUGUGAGCUUUCCAAACCGGGAGCUAUGGUGAAAUGGUGGAGGGGUGAAGAGUUGCUGCAGGUUGGAGAAAAGUACCAGAUGAGGACUGAAGGACGGAUUGCUGAACUUCUCAUUAAAAAUGUAAACUCUGAAGAUGUCGGCUUCUACAGCUGCAUUACCGGAAAGGAAAAAACGACAGCGGAGGUCAAAGUUAGGGCUCUACCUGUCACUUUUAAACGAGAACUUCAAAACGAAGUAACCAAAGAAGGUGGGCAAGCUGUGUUUAGCUGUGAGCUCUCUAAACCCGGUGCUCAAGUCGACUGGAGAAAAGGAAGAGUUAUUCUCAAGCCUGAUGACAAAUAUGAAAUGAAGCAAGAGGGUACAUUCACCAAACUGGUCAUACGUAAUGUUGAAGCAAGUGAUGCUGGGAACUAUUCGUGUAAAACCAAGGAUUCUGAGUCAACUGCUGAGCUAACCGUGAAGGUUCCACCUAUCACUUUUAAAGUCAAGUUGAAAAAUCAGGAAGUUGAAGAAGAAAAUAAACUCGUGUUGCACUGUGAGCUUUCAAAAGCUGGAUGUCCUGUUGAAUGGAGGAAGGGGGAAGAGCUUCUUAGGUCAGGGUAUAAAUAUCAAAUCCGAGAACAUGAUGUUACAAGGGAGCUGAUCAUCACAAAGGCCAUGCCUGAAGACAGUGGAGUCUACAGCUGCAUUUGUGGGGAGCAGAAGACCAAAGCCACGAUCCGAGUAUUCGCCACACCAGUAACGUUCAAACAAAACCUGAAGAACCAAGAGGCUCCUGAGGGAGGUGUUGUUAUUCUGCAUUGUGAGCUGUCCAAAGCUGGGGUACCAGUAGCAUGGUUAAAAGGGGACGAGGAGCUCUGCAAUGGGACUAGAUACAAGAUCAAGCAGGAGGGAUUGGUUGCCGAAUUACACAUUAAAAACGUUCUUCCCAUGGAUGUUGGGGAAUACAGCUGCAUUGUUGGAGACCAGAAGACUACAGCUGAAGUUAAUGUUAGGGCUGCUGCCUCUGUGUUCUUUGAGAAAGAGCUUGAGAGUCAAGAAGCAAUGGAGGGGGAUUCUGUCCUGUUUCGUUGUUUGCUCUCUAGCGAUAAUGCCCCAGUGACUUGGAGAAAAGAUGCAAAUCAGAUCACACAGGGUGGGCGAUAUACCCUCCACCGUAAAGGUUCAACUCAGGAGCUUGAAAUCAGGAAACUGAGAGUGCAGGAUGCUGCCGUGUACUCAUGCAGUGUCAGAGGCAAGAACACCUCUGCGACCCUCAGAGUGAUGGAGCGUGUGAGGAUUGUGAAAGGACUGCGUGACUUGACAGUUACUGCAGGCGAGAGCGCACACUUUGUGUGCGAGCUUUCACAUGAGAACAUCCUUGACGGGAUUUGGUGGCUUGGUUCCAAUGAACUUCAGGAGAACGAGAUGAACCAGAUGAGUAUCUGUGGUCGAGAACAUCACUUAGUGCUCACUAUGACCACAACCGAAGAGUCAGGUGAUGUGUCCUUUGAGGUGGGAAAUGAAAAGACCUCUGCUCGUCUUCGCGUGAACAGCAAACCUGCAGUUUUCAUAGAGGAAAGACUGAAGGACAUGAUCAUUUUUGAGGGAGAUUCUGCCACCCUAUCCUGUGUGACUUCUGACACCUGCACACCUGUCACCUGGAAACGAAAUAAUGUAACCCUGCUCUCUGGGGAAAAGUAUGAACCUCUGAAACACGGGAAACGUAAUGUUCUUCUGAUUCAUAAAGUCAGAAAAGAGGAUGCUGGGAUUUACAUGUGCGAUACAGGAGACAUGCAGAGUAGUGCUACUCUUACAGUCAAAGAACGUCCUUUGUUUUUCUGCCGGGAGCUCCAAAACCAAGAAGCAGAAGAAGGUGAGACUACUUUCUUGUGCUGUGAAUUGUCUCAACCUGGAGUUGCAGUUGAGUGGAAGAAGGGAGCAGUUCUUCUUAGGCCUGGUAACAAAUAUGAGAUGAAACAGGAUGGAUGUGAGCUGCAGCUACAGAUCAAUGACCUCACAAGUCAAGACAGUGGGGCCUACAGGUGUUGUGCCGAUGGCAUUGAGACAAGGGCUAGUAUUACUGUAAAAGAAUGUCCUUUAUUUUUCCAUGAAGAGCUCCAAAACCAAGAAGCAGAAGAAGGUGAAUCAGCGUUCCUGUGCUGUGAGCUCUCUAAACCUGGAGUAGCAGUACAGUGGAAAAAGGGGGCAAUGCUGCUGAAGAAUGGACAGAAGUAUGAGAUGAUGCAAGAGGGCAAUGAAGUACAACUUCAGAUCCAUGAUCUCACAAGUCAAGAUAGUGGUACCUACAGAUGUUGUGCUGGCAACAUAGAGACACGGGCUAAUAUUAUUGUUAAAGAGCAACCUCUUUUCUUCUGUGAGGAACUCCAUAACCAGGAAGCAGAGGAGGGCGAGACAGCCUUCCUUUGCUGUGAGCUCUCUAAACCUGGAGUUGAAGUGCAGUGGAAGAAGGGAGCAAUACGAUUGAGACCGGGAGACAAAUAUGAGAUGAAACAAGAUGGCUGCAAAGUACAGCUACAGAUCCAUGACCUGACACGUCAGGAUAGUGGCACAUACAAGUGCUGCUCUGGAAGCCUGGUUACCACAGCAUCCAUUGUAGUCAAAGAACAUCCUUUGUACUUCAUCAAGAUGCUUGAGUGUCAAGAAGCAGAAGAGGGCAAAACUGCCUUCCUUUGCUGUGAGCUUUCCAAACCUGGGGCUGCCGUACAGUGGAAGAAGGGAUCUGUGCUGCUAAAGCCUGGAAGGAAGUAUGAAAUAAAGCAGAAUGGUAGUGAACUGCAGCUUCAGAUCCAUGAGCUCACAAGCCAAGACAAUUGUGUCUACACAUGCUGUGUUGGUAGUCUAGUGACUUCAGCUUCUCUGGAAGUGAAAGAACAACCUCUGUUUUUCUGUGAGGAGCUCCAAAAGCAAGAAGUAGAAGAGGGUGAGACUGCCAUACUGAGCUGUGAGCUCUCUAAACCUGGAGUGGAAGUGCAGUGGAGGAAGGGAAUUGUUUUGCUUCGACCAGGAAACAAAUAUGAGAUGAAGCAAGAUGGCUGUAAAUUACAGCUUCUGAUACAUGAGCUCAACAGUCAGGACAGUGGUGUCUACAAAUGUUGUGCUGGUAGCUUGGUGACCACAGCAGCUAUCGAUGUGAAAGAAUCACCAGUUGUCUUCCAAGAGGAGCUCCAAAGCCUUGAAGCAGAGGAAGGUGAGACGGCCACCCUGACCUGUGAGCUCUCUAAACCUGGAGUUGCUGUGCAGUGGAAGAAGGCAACAAUGUUGCUAAAGCCAGGCAACAAGUAUGCGAUGAAACAAGAUGGCUGUCUGCAACAGCUUCAAAUAUAUGACCUGAAACAUGAAGAUAGUGGCUCGUAUAAAUGUUGUGCUGGCAGUCUGGUGACAACUGCUUCACUUGUGGUAAAGGAACAUCCCUUGUUCUUUUCCAAGGAGCUCCAAAACCAAGAAGCAGAAGAGGGUAGGACAGCAAUAUUUUGCUCUGAGCUCUCUAAACCUGGAGUUUCUGUGCAGUGGAAGAAGGGAACAGUGUUGCUGAAGCCUAGUAGAAAAUAUGAGAUUAAAGAGGAUGGUUGUCAACUACAGCUUCAGAUACAUGAGCUAACAGUCCAGGACAGUGGGGCCUACAAAUGUUGUGCUGGUAGCCUGGUCACAACUGGAUCUCUUGUGAUAAAAGAAAAACCAUUGUACUUCUCGGAUGAGCUCCAAAACCAUAAAGCAGAGGAGGGUAAGACAGCCAUAUUGUGCUGCGAGCUCUCUACACCUGGAGUUUCAGUGCAGUGGAAAAAGGGAACAGUGCUUUUGAAGCCUAGUAACAAAUAUGAGAUUAAAGAGGUUGGCCGCAAACUACAGCUUCAGAUCCAUGAGCUAACAGCUCAGGACAGUGGGGCCUACAAAUGUUGUGCUAGGAACCUGGUCACAACUGCUUCUCUUGUAAUAACAGAAAAGCCAUUGUUCUUCUCUGAGGAGCUCCAAAACCAAGAAGCAGAGGAGGGUAACACAGUCACAUUGCACUGUGAGCUCUCUAAACCUGGAGUUUCAGUGCAAUGGAAGAAGGGAACAGUUUUGUUGAAGGCUAGUAAAAAAUAUGAGAUAAAACAGGAUGGCCGUGAACUACAGCUUCAGAUCAAUGAGCUAACAGCUCAAGACAGUGGGGCCUACAAAUGUUGUGUUGGGAACCUUGUCACAACUGCUUCUCUUGUGGUUAAAGAACAGCCAUUGUUCUUCUCUGAGGAGCUCCAAAACCAAGAAGCAGAGGAGGGUAACACAGUCACAUUGCACUGUGAGCUCUCUAAACCUGGAGUUUCAGUGCAGUGGAAAAAGGGAACAGUGCUUUUAAAGCCUAGUAAAAAAUAUGAAAUUAAACAGGAUGGCCAGCAGCUACAGCUUCAGAUCCAUGAGCUAACAACUCAGGACCGUGGGGCCUACAAAUGUUGUGUUGGGAGCCUUGUCACAACUGCUUCUCUUGUGGUAAAAGAACAUCCCUUGUUCUUCUCUGAGGAGCUCCAAAACCAAGAAGCAGAGGAGGGUAAGACAGUCACAUUGUGCUGUGUGCUCUCUAAACCUGGAGUUUCAGUGCAGUGGAAGAAGGGGACAGUGCUUUUGAAGCCUAGUAAAAAAUAUGGGAUAAAACAGGAUGGCCGUCAGCUACAGCUUCAGAUCCAUGAGCUAACAGUCCAGGACAGUGGGGACUACAAAUGUUGUUUUGGAAACCUGGUCACAACUGCUUCUUUUGUGGUAAAAGAAAAGCCAUUGUUCUUCUCUGAUGAGCUCCAAAACCAAGAAGCAGAGGAGAGUAAGACAGCCAUAUUGUACUGUGUGCUCUCUAAACCUGGAGUUUCAGUGCAUUGGAAGAAGGGAACAGUGCUUUUGAAACCUAGUAAAAAAUAUGAGAUAAAACAGGAUGGCCGUCGACUACAGCUCUGUAUCCAUGAGCUAACAACUCAAGACAGUGGGGCCUACAAAUGUUGUGUCGGAAGCCUUGUGACUACUUGCUCUGUUACAGUGAAUGAGCAACCAAUAUUCUUCUGCAAGAACCUCCAAAGCCUUGAAGCAGAGGAAGGUGAGACAGUCACCCUGACCUGUGAGCUCUCUAAACCUGGAGUUGCUGUGCAGUGGAAGAAGGGAAUAGUUUUGCUAAAACCUGGAAACAAGUAUGAAAUGAAACAAGAUGGCUGUGUGCUACAACUCCAGAUACGUGACCUGAAAAGUGAUGAUAGUGGCUCUUAUAAAUGUUGUACUGGUAGUAUGGUGACAACUGCUUCUCUUGUGGUAAAGGAACAUCCCUUGUUCUUCUCUAAGGAGCUCCAAAACCAAGAAGCAGAGGAGGGUAAGACAGUCACAUUUCACUGUGAGCUCUCUAAACCUGGAGUUUCUGUGCAGUGGAAGAAGGGAGCAGUAAUACUUAAACCAGGUAAAAAAUAUGAGAUUAAACAGGAUUGCCACCAACUACAGCUUCAAAUCCAUGAAGUAACAGCUCAGGACAGUGGGGUCUACAAAUGCUGUGCUGGAAGCCUGGCAACUAAUGGUUCAGUUAAAGUGACAGGGCAACCUGUAUUCUUCUGCAAGAACCUUCAAAACCUUGAAUCUGAAGAAGGUGAAACUGCAUUCCUGAAAUGUGAGCUCUCAAAACCUGGAGUUGCCGUGCAGUGGAAAAAGGGAUCAGUGUUGCUAAAACCAGGAAACAAGUAUGAGAUGAAACAGAAUGGCUCUGAAUUACACCUUCAAAUCCAUGAUUUAAAAUGUCAGGACAGUGGUGUCUACAAAUGCUGUGCUGCUAGGAUGGAGACAACAGCUUCUGUUGUUGUAAAAGAAGCUCCACCUAAAAUUAAAGACAUCCCUCAAGCCCCACCAAGAAUAAAAGGAAAAAACAUUAUGGAAGAAACACACAGUGGUUUAGUCCAUAAGAAACAAGCUGCAGUCAUUGAGGAAUCAGACGUCUCUAUCUUAGAGCCAUCAGAAGUUAACUUCCAGGAUCUCUGUGAGAAACUGACAGAUGACCAGGAAGUCAAGAGAAAAUCAUUGGUGAGACAAAAGGGAAAAGAUGUGAGUUCCAAAAUGGUUAUCAAUGAGUCUAGUUGCACCAUGGGAGAACCUGAAAUUCCUUCUCUUGCAACAAAUGUACCUGAAGAACAAAGAAAAAAGGAGUUGGACACAGAUUCCAAAUGGGUUACUAAGAUUUCUGUGGACCAGCAAAAUGAAGAGAUCUCAGGGCAAGUUCAAAAGAAAACUCCAAGCAUAGAUACAAAUGAACAGAGCAAGGAACCACCCAGAGACGUUCCCCUGCCUCCACCGCGGUCAAAGGGUAAGACAACACAUCCAGAUGAUUCACUCCAAGACCAGCACAGUGUUAAAGAGCCAACUCUUGACAAGAGAGGCAAGGAACAAGAUGUUGUCAUUGAGGCUACUGUGGAGACCACAAAGGCAUCAAAGCAUGUUGACCUAACAGUGUCACUCCCUAAAGAGAAUGUGUCCCAGCUACAUGUUGAAACCAAAAGGCAGCCCUUUGUUUUGGAAGCAAAGAUCCAAGAUAUGGACAUAAAACAAACUGUGAAUACCACUUUGAAGAAAUCAGAACAUGGCUUAAAUACCCCAGUCUUCAAAGAGAUACCAGCGAAACACAUUGAAUCAUCUAAGGAACAACCAUGUCAUUUAGAAAGAAAUAAUCAGUAUAUCAAACAGAAAUCAACUGUAAACAAGGAACCAAAGAAAGAGCAAAUUGUGAACAAGGAAACAGAGUUGGAAGAAUUUGCCCUGCAUACAAAUAAAAAGAAGGAACCAAAACAGAAAUCACUGGAUAAGAAUGCAGCAUAUGAAAAUCAAAAUAUCCAAUCUGAAAAGAGAUCAGAAAUUGAAAAGGUUCAAUCCAUGAAUGAACAUCAUGGUACCAUAACACCAAGUAUUGCAAUUACAAGCCAGAAACCCAAAGAACAAAUCCUUUGUGCACAAAGAGACACCACAAUGCCCGUUAGAGAUGUGCAGAAGGAAUUACAGGCAGGUGAACAGAAUUUACCACACAUUGAUAGUGGAGAACUGAAACAUGUCAAGCAGGCUGUGGAUGAACAUCAUGGAAAAGUACCAAAGCAUGUUACCGGAAAAGCAACAAAUAUUGCAAUUGCAAGCCAAUUUAAAGAAGAAAUCAUUCCUGCAGAGAAAGCUACAACAAUGUCCAUUAGGGAUGUGCAAAGGGAUUCACAGGAAGUGGAACCAAACUUACUACACAUUGAUAGCGGAGAGGAGAAAAAUGUGAAGCAGGUCAUAGAUGAACAUAACGUAAAAGUACCAAAGCAUGUUAAGGAAAAGGCACCAAGCAUUACAAGACAGCAGUUAAGAGACCAAAUAAUUCCUGCAGAGAAAGCUAUAACAAUAUCUUUUAGGGAAGUGCAGAAGGCAUCACAGGAAGUUGAACCAAACUUGCCACACAUGGACAAUAAAGAUCAGAAAAAUGUGAAGGAGGCUGUCCUUGAAGGACAGAAGGAAGAUGUUUCCAGAGGAUCGAACACUCAACCUGAGGAGAUGAUGCCAGAGCAGAUCACAAGUGUGGAUUCUGACAAACAGAAGAGUUUAAAAGCAGAACAAGGUGGUCCUGGUAUAGACAUAGACUUUGAAGAUGAGCCAGAGAUGCUUGAGGCUGCGAUUAAAAUACAAGCUGCUUUCAAGGGCUACAAAACUAGAAAGGACAUGCGGCUCAUCUUUAAAGAAGUGUUCAAGAACCAGAAUAUUGAUCUUGGUGGCACUGCAUUCCUAGAGUGUGUUGUGGAAGGUAAAAUAAGCACUGUGCGUUGGCUUAAAGAUGGAGUAGAUCUCAAGCCUGGGGAAAGGCACAAAAUCAUCCAUAAUGCCUAUGGUAGGUGUCUUCUAGAAAUUUCCAGCUUUACAAACAAAGAUGCUGGAAUCUACACAUGCGAAGUUGCAAACAAUUUUGGGGCAAUUAGUUACAAUGGGAAUGUGAUAGUGGGUAAACCACAGAAGCCAUCACAAACAAUUCAGACUGCACAAACACCAGGUACAGAAAUGGUCUCUGAGAAAGAGGUUUUGCCAACAAUUAACACUGAAGAGGAGUCAUUGAGACUCGCCUAUGACCUACCGGCAGAUGACACCUACAGCAAGAUCCAGGAGAAAAGGAGAAGUCUAAUUUCAGUCAGCUCUAUAUCCUGUUACUCAGAUUAUGACACAGCCCCAGAUGUUGAGACAGAAUACCAAUCUAGAGGAGGUAAAGAGGCAGGGAAGUCAAAAACUGAGGCUUCUACUACUCAGACUUGUGAAGAAGAAAAAAUAAUUAGUGUACAAUCCCCAAAGAAUACAGACCAGCUAAAAGUGAAAGGUGGCGAUUCACAGAGCCAGACACCCUCACCCAAACGCAUGCAUUCCUACAAGUCCUCUGCAAAUGCUGAGUCGUUCUCUGAGUCAGAUGGAGAUGAUGAUAGAGGAGAGACCUUUGAUAUUUAUGUAGCCAAAAGUGAUUGUCAGCCUCUGGGAGGAAACAAAGAGGCUUUUGUACUAAAGGAAGGCCAGUUUGUGGAGGUCCUGGACUCAGCCCAUCCUGUGAGGUGGCUUGUCCGUACAAAGCCAACCAAGAUCACACCAUCCCGUCAAGGCUGGGUAUCCCCUGCGUACCUAGAAAAGAAGACAAGGGAAAUAUUUUCAUUGGCCCAUGAAGCAGAGACAAAAGAAUCCGCUGAGAAAGGCAAAACAGUUUUUACAAAGGAUGAGCACAGUUUGAUCCAAAGUCGCUUGAUCAAGGGACUCCUUGAUGGUGAGAAUAAUUUUGUGCGCGAGAUGAACUUCUUUGUGGAGCACCAUUUACAAUACUUAGAGACAAGCUCUCAAGUUCCUCUCACCAUCCUAAGUCAAAAAGAGUACAUAUUCCGCAAUAUCAGAGAUAUUGCAAGUUUCUUCAUUACAGGCCUGCCCCAAGCCGAGGCUUGCAUCUCAGACAAAAACACACAGCAUUUCUUCAAGCAAUAUGCAAACACAGAGUUGGCACAUUUGGAUACCCAGGUCUUCAGCGUUAGCACGUAUUUGCAGAGACCCAUGGAGAGAAUUCAAACAUACAAAAAUGUACUUAAGGAGUUGAUCAGGAACAAAGCAAAAAGCGGACAGAACUGUUGCCUGCUGGAGGAUGCCUUUGCCAUUGUUUCCAGCUUGCCUUGGCGUGCAGAGAACUUGCACCAUCUGUCCAUGAUUGAGAAUUACCCUGCACCUCUCAAGGGACUUGGAGAACCCACUAGACAGGGCCAUUUUACAGUAUGGGAGGAAAUUCCUGAGGUCAAAAUCUCUCAAAGAGGACAUCACCGCCACGUCUUUCUCUUCAAAGAUUGUGUUGUCUUCUGCAAGCCGAAGAGAGAACUUGGCACAUACACUGAGGCCUACAUAUUCAAGAAUAAGAUGAAGCUGAGUGAUAUUGAUGUAAAGGAUACAGUGGAAGGAGAUGACAGGUCAUUUGGUCUUUGGCACGAGCACCGGGGAAUGGUGAGAAAAAUCAUUCUGCAAGCUCGAUCCAUCCUCUUCCGCCUCUCCUGGCUCAAAGAUCUGAGAGACCUUCAGCAGCGCAGCAAACAGCCCACUUGGACUGUCCCAUGCUUUGAGCAGCAUCUUACUGACUAUCCAGCAAAGCUUGGACAAACUGUAAAACUGGUCUGCAAAGUCACUGGCACACCAAAACCAGUAAUAAAGUGGUAUAAAGAUGGUCAUGCUGUGAAAGAAGACGAGCAUCACAUUACAUCAGAAGGACAGUUAGGUGCUUGUUAUCUUGUACUGACUUGUGUCAUAGAGGCGGACUCUGGUCAAUACAUGUGUUAUGCAACCAAUCAUGCAGGGAAUGCAAGCACUCUGGCUAAUAUCAUGAUUGAUGUGCCUCCAAGUUUUACAACCAGAUUACAGAACUCAGUGCUUGUAAAGGGACAAGAUGUGCAGUUCAGGUGCUCCACACAAUCUGAUCCUUUACCAUCAAUAAGGUGGUUUAAGGAUGGCAUUCAGCUUGAGGAUAACAGGAAACACCAGAUUCAAUCUGAUGUCCAAACAGGAAUUCUCACUCUCACUAUAAAGAGAGCUGAAGAGGCAGAUCUAGGUCAAUACCAGUGUGAGCUACAGAAUGAAGUGGGCAGUGCCAAGUGUAAAGCUGAACUCUGCCCUCCAGCACCAUUACCUGUGGCAGUCAGGACCCAAAAGCAAUCACAAACGACCCCAACUCCAGAGCCCCAGUCAGAAGGUUGGUCCAGUUCCUUUGUAAAGAACCUGUUUCAUAUACUCUUUCAGCCUGGAAACCCUGAACCACCUGCUGCUGGUGUUGAAGACACACAAACACUUAAAAAACAGGAUGACGUGGAGAGGCAAGUACAGGCGGCACAGGACGAGCCUGAUGAACACUUUUACUCAGACACAGAGGAGGAAUUUCUGACAGAGCCUCCAGCUGUGCAAGUUGCCAUUGAGGACCUGACAGUCCGGCCUGGUCAGCCUGCAACAUUCUCCGCCAUUAUUACUGGCCAGCCCACCCCAGAUAUUCAGUGGUUUAAGGAUGACAAGGAAAUCUUAUCCAAUGACUACACAGAAAUAUUUCAAAGUAGUGCACGUUGCUCUCUCACUUUGCUAAAUACUCAAAUAGAGGAUUGUGGCACCUACACCUGCAUAGCUAUUAACAGUGCAGGACAAGCAUCUUGCCUCGGCAAACUCAGUGUUGACACAGGUCCAGAUGACAUUGAGGAAGAGAGAGAAGUGGAGUUUGGAAAAAGACGGAAAUUACAUUCUGUAUAUGAUGUUCAUGAAGAGAUAGGGAGGGGCACUUUUGGAGUGGUUAAAAAAGUCACACACAAGGCGAGUGGUGAAUGUUUUGCUGCUAAGUUCCUUCCACUCAGAAGCAGCACACGGACCAGAGCGUUCCAGGAGAGAGACCUACUGUCCCGUCUAGCUCACCGCAGACUAGCAUGCCUCUUGGACUUUUUCGCUACAAGACGCACACUGGUGUUGGUUGUAGAAUUAUGUUCUACACAGGGGUUACUAGAUCAUUUGUUUUUAAAGGGAUCGGUUUCAGAGAGGGAGGUCCAGUUAUAUAUUCAGCAGGUUCUGGAGGGCAUUGGAUACAUACAUAGUAUGAACAUCUUACAUCUGGAUAUCAAAACAGACAAUAUCCUAAUGGUGUCCCCUGCGAGAGAAGAAAUCCAAAUCUGUGAUUUUGGCUUCUGCCAGGAAAUUGACAACUCCAGACACCAGUACAGCAAGUUUGGGACACCUGAAUUUGUUGCACCAGAAAUUGUCCACCAAGAACCUGUGACAGUAGCCACUGAUAUCUGGUCUCUUGGUGUGGUUACUUACCUAUGCUUAACAUGCCACUGUCCUUUCUUCGGGGAGAAUGACCGUUCCACACUGAUGAAGGUCGCUGAGGGUGUGCUGUACUGGUACACACCUGAGAUCACAAACAGAAGUGUGGAGGCACAGGACUUCCUACAUAGGGUUCUACAGCCAGACCCAGAAGUGAGACCCUCUGCAUCUGAGUGUUUGAGUCAUGAGUGGUUUCAGGGUUAUUAUGAAGAUGAAGAACCUGAGGGCAUAAAUACCAAAAAUCUAAAAUCUUUUAUUUCAAGAAGAAAAUGGCAGCGUUCCUUGACAUGUCUCGGCUCGGUUCUGACUUUGAGACCAAUCCCAGAGUUGUUGGAGGCUCCUCUGCGUGACGUUUCGAUUACAGCUACAAGGGAAACCCAGGAGCUCAGCAGCACCUCCCUAAGUAGUGGAUCCUCCUCAGAGUUUGAUGAAGCAGAUGCUUGGGACUUCUUCCAACAGGUGAGCCAGGAGAAUGAAGAUGAUCUGGAAGAAGAGGAAGAAUAUGACCCAUACACUCAUGUGUCAAAGACGCCCACAGUUUUAAAACGGGAUGAAGAAGAUGUGCUUAUUGCUGAGGACCGCAUUCACAGUGGCCUGCUGGUGAUUUCCACGUCCACACCAUCAACAGAGCCAGUCAGUUUGGAGAGGAGGGACAGUAGCCCCUAUCUUCACCUCUCUGAGAGAGACGAAGGAUUGGAUCCCAUACCACGUCGUAUCCUCAUCAAGAGCACUUUUUAUUGCAGCUCCGAGCAGCUCUCACCCAUGUCUGCUCGUCACAUGACGCUUCGGGAUAAAAUCCAAGCUAAAAAGCAAGAGCGUGGCCGUAAACCCCUCCGUGCCAGCCUCUCCGGCAGGUUAAAUGAGCCCCUCAUAGAGUAUGUAGAAGAUUCCCCAGACUUAGAAGCUAAUCGUAACCAAAGAAGAGGAUCAAUGCAUUCAUCUAUCCUCAAGUCAAGCUCAUUUGAUAGUGGAGUGAGUGCUGCCCAUCCAAGCAUACACACCCAGAGAAGAAGCAGGUCAUUAGAUGUAUACACACAACGCUCUCCAACUUCAACUGACCCAACAGUGCAAGGAGAGGAUGAGCAUGAUGUUGAAGAAAGCCAGAAACCAGAUGUCACUGAUGAAGAAGAGGAAAAAACUGAAGAAGUCCAAGUGAGAAGGAAACUUUGCCGUCGCUCUGCGUUUUUGUCAAAGAAAGGCCCAUUAAUUGUGAGAAAGGUCAGAGCACAGGUUCAUGAGCCUGAAGAAGGACAUCAGCCAGCCUUGCAGAGUUCUUGUGAGGAUGACAACCAGUUGCAGGUCACGGAAACAGAGACAAGACAUUUAGGUGAUGAGGAGAGCGUGGAUGGCUCACAGCUUUCACUGGCAUGUUCGCUUGACCACAGUUCAGAAGCUUCUAGCAGGAUAGGCUCACAUGAAGAACUCUCCCACAGACACCACCAUGAUGAGAGCUUGAUCGCUGCAUCCUCUGGAAAAACAUCUCCAUGCUCUUUACUACAAGACUCUGAGGAUGAAGACAUGGAGAGGGUCCUGAGAUCUCUUUGCCAAGACCUCCCGCAAGCCCCGCCAAGACGGCGCACCAACAGUUCAAGCUCUGGACUAAAUGAGAUGCGCAAUAAGAGUGACGUCCUUCUGAGAAGAAGCUCCUCUGCGGUUCCUGUCCAGGCUGCAGUAGCAGGACGAGAAAGUAAAGAGUUACUUCAAAGACAUGCCUCAGCCCCGGCUCUUCAAGCCAAACCCCCUAGUGGGAAAUCUUCCAAGCCUGGAUUCAUGAAGAUCUUCCGUAAACAUUCGUGGGCUAGCCAUUCUUCUCCUCAACUAGAAGGCUCGGAAAAGAAACAAACAGAAGGAGCAUCCUCACAACCCAAGACCCCUCUUCUAACUCUGAGGAAGAAGAUGCGAGCUUCAGCCUCUAGCAUUACAAAACUGUUUACCCGACAAUCCAGCAAAGAGGAUGAAGAGAAGAAGAAAGGCGGACCAAUUGUGAAGAACUCCUCCCCCGUCACGCCAGAGAAAAUGACCACAGUAAUAGCCACCACCUCAUCCGAAAGUCCUCAGAAGAAGUCCAAAUUGUUCUCGCUGAAAGUGCCGAUAUUUAAGAAAACCAAAGAAAGUCCAGUCAAACCAUCCAGGCCAGAUGUCAUUCAGCUAGCAGGAGGAGGAGUGCUUGUGUUCUGGAAACUUGUGCCAUCAAAAGAACUUGUCACAUAUUGUAUUCAGUAUAGUGUAAAUGGUGUGGAGUGGAGAAUGUUGGCAGAGAAUGUUACAGACAGCUGUUUUACAGUAAAUGCCCUUCCGAGAGGACCGGGAUAUAUGUUCAGAGUGUCCCAUAACACCAAGACAGGGUUGGCACCUUUUAGUGACCCUUCACCACCAGCCUUUAUGGCCACACCUUAUGAAGACUCUCACAAUCCUCUCAUUAAAAUGGAAUCUAUUGGGUCAAAGGUCACUGUACCUGGAGGUCUUGGCACUGAGAAAUCUUACAGCUUCCUGUCUGAAAUCAACAGAGGCCGUUUCAGUGUGGUAAUGCAGUGUGAGGAUAGCCGCAGCUCUCAGAUGUUAGCCGCUAAGAUGACACUUUACAGACCAGAGCAGAGGCAGUUGGUUUUAAGGGAAUAUCAACUGCUUCGCCGACUGAACCACCCUCGAAUCGUCCAGCUGCAGACGGCCAUCCUCACUCCCAGCUUCCUGGUGCUUAUAGAGGAGCUAUGCUCAGGACGAGAGCUUCUUUAUAACCUUGCAGAAAGGAAUCUAUAUUCAGAAACACAGGUGACUGACCUACUAGAACAGAUUCUGAGUGCUGUGGAUUACCUGCACAGCAGACGCAUUGUACACCUGGAUUUAAAGUCGGACAACAUGCUUGUGACGGGCCGAAAUGUAGUGAAGAUUGUGGAUUUGGGCUCUGCUCAGCCCUUCACUCCAGGACAGGCACUAAACAUUGAACACAUCAAAGAAAUGACAGAUAAUAAAGGUUAUAUUGUCCUUCCUAAAGCUCCUGAAAUCUUAGAAGGACAAGGAGUUGGACCUGAAACUGAUAUCUGGGCUGUUGGCGUUUUGGCUUUUAUAAUGUUGAGUGCAGACAGUCCCUUCCAUGCUGAUAUAACUUGGGAGAGGGAUCGAAACAUCAAAAAAGGCAAGAUCCAGUUUAAUCGUUGUUACCCAGGUCUCUCAGAGGGAGCCAUCAACUUUAUGAAGAACACCCUGAGCAACAAAGCCUGGGCAAGACCUACAGCUGCAGAGUGCCUCCAAAACCCCUGGAUACAAGGAGACCGUCCUCCCUCCAAACACACUGACUCUGUGGUCUGCUAUUCAACAGACAAGCUGCAGGCCUAUCUCAGGGAACGAGAGGUCAAGCGAGACCACAUCCGCACAAAAAUUAAUCUGCCCUUCCCAUAAUUCAAGGGACAGAACAUAUUUGGAGGCUGAAAGUGUUGUGUGAAACUGUGAAAUGCUUUUUGUAGUUUUUCUCCCACAAGGAAAGAUUAUGAUGAAAAGCUUUAGCUGUAAUGAUAAUCAAUUAUAUUUCUUUAGAUAUAACAUUUUUCAACACAUGUAAUCAGGCAAUCUGCACGACAUGGCUUCAGUUAUUGCUUUGUAAUCUUUCAAAAAUGACAUUACUUACAUAAACACUGUUUUACAGUAGUGUAAAUAAAUGUCAUUUAUAUAGAUCAGUGGUAAUAGGGCUUUUGGUAUGCAUAUCUAUAUCUAGUGAAUGUAAGAUGUAGAACAGGUUAUCACUUUUCACUGUUAUCACUAUUGAACAGGUUAUCACUGCAUUAUAUUACUUGCAUUUUUGGCACUGCUCUAUCAGGGACAAUUUUAUAGUAUGAUUUACAUGAUGUGGUUAAAUGCAGUAUUUUAUUCAUCAAUUAUAUUUUUCUCAUUUUAAUGCUAAUUUUACUUAAUGUAUAAGGAUUUGAUUGAUUUUGAAUUUUACUUAA